Drosophila busckii is the source of this 768-nucleotide messenger RNA. Its product is annotated as zinc metalloproteinase nas-6-like. The record is from RefSeq and is a predicted model, not a curated record. Gene Ontology annotation, biological process: proteolysis. The transcript is spliced from 2 exons. The coding region runs from base 23 to 751 and encodes 242 amino acids. Gene Ontology annotation, molecular function: metalloendopeptidase activity; zinc ion binding. Lineage: Eukaryota; Metazoa; Arthropoda; Insecta; Diptera; Drosophilidae.
UUCAGUCAAUACGACUGCGAAGAUGUUUCGUCUGUUUAUUGUUGGACUGAUCUUUAUGCCAGCUUGGACCGCCCCAGCUACUGGCCAGGACGACAGCUCCGGGGAGCCGCUGCUCGUCGAAGGUGAUAUCCUGAAAAGAAAUGCAGUUCUAAAGGAGCAACAGUGGCCUGAUGGCAUUAUAAACUAUCGUUUUGAUAACGGCUAUUCUCAAGAGCAGCAACAACAAAUUCUCAGCGCAAUGGGACUUAUUGAAGCAGUGUCCUGUGUGCGAUUUAUUGAAUCUAAUGGGUCGACUCAUUAUGUACUUAUUACGCCAAACCCAAGCAAUCCAUCCUGCUCAUCUCAAGUUGGGGUUGUCGAGCAGAGACACCAGAAUCUCACUCUAGCCACCACGAAAUUUGAUUGCUUCGAAGAACAUGGCAUUGUACAUGAGCUAUUGCAUACCGUGGGUCUUUGGCAUCAACACACUGCACCCAAUCGAGAUGAUUACGUUAAAAUUAUAUACGAAAACAUUAAACCAGAGUGGGCAUACAACUUUGAUAAGUUAAAUUCAAGUGACUUUGGCGUACCAUAUGACUACAAUAGCCUUUUGCAUUAUCCAAAUGAUGCUUUUGCAAAGGCGCCGGGAUUAAUAACAAUGGAGGCAAUAAAAUCAGGUGCUGAGAGUAUGGGGAAUGCUACGAAAAUGUCUAAAUAUGAUAUAAAAAAACUAAACAUUAUGUACAAUUGUACGCAACAAUUUGAUAAAUAAAUAAAAAUAUAUUAACG